This is a messenger RNA of Rhododendron vialii, 969 nucleotides long. RefSeq lists its product as uncharacterized. The transcript has a single exon. The record is from RefSeq and is a predicted model, not a curated record. NCBI's taxonomy places the organism in Eukaryota, Viridiplantae, Streptophyta, Magnoliopsida, Ericales, Ericaceae. The coding region runs from base 1 to 969 and encodes 322 amino acids. Gene Ontology annotation, molecular function: zinc ion binding; nucleic acid binding.
AUGUCUCGAUUUGACAAACUGUCACACUUUGCCACAAAGUACAUACCAACCAAAUCGACUAAGGCUAGAAAAUUUGAAUGGGGACCUGACCACACACUCAAAGAAAAGGUAGUUGGGUUGCGACUCCCAAUUUAUGCACAAGUGGUGCAGGCCACUUUGAUUAACGAAAGAGAACUCAACGACUAUUAUAAGAUCGGGGAUGAAAAAAGGGCCACUCCACAACAAAGAGAACAUAUUCGAAAUAACAACCAAGGGUAUGUUGCUCCAAAACCCUAUUCUCAGAAUAACCCUCGUCCACACCAGCACAACCAACCCUGGAGAAACCCUAACCCCAAUCCCAACUCUAACCCAAACCAAGGGCAAUUUCAGUUACAGAAUCAGUACCCACCCCAAAAUCGAAACCUUAGAUGCUUCCAUUGCAACCAGGAGGGUCACUUCCGGAGUAAUCGCCCUCAACUCGUCGGAUCUGGAAGCUCUGGAUAUGGAGGACAGAAUCAGAACCAAAACAAACCAACUGGGUUUAGCAACCAAUUCAGAGGUCAGAAUCAACCCCAUAUCGGUUGGAACCAACAACAGUCUCGCCCACCCCAGAACAACGGAGUAAACGGACAGAUGCAGCCAGCUGCAGGAAGAGCGUUUGCAUUGCAAGGAACCAAAGAAGAGUUAGACCCUUCAGUAAUUCAAGAUACCUUCAUUCUUUAUACCACAUUCGUGCAAGCAUUAUUUGAUUCUGGAGUUUCGCACUCAUUCAUAUCUGCUGUAUGCGUAUCUGCACUUGGAUUAGAAACUGAACCCUUAAAGACGACUCUGCAUGUGACUUCAACAUUAGGGGGUAAGAUUUCGGUAGUACAAAUCUAUAAGGAAUGCGAACUAGAAGUGUCAAAUUUACGAAUAACAUGCGACCUACGAGUAAUCGAAAUGACGGACUUUGACGUCAUACUCGGGAUGGACUGGCUGACUGCACACUGA